Molecule: messenger RNA, 586 nt
Organism: Aureobasidium subglaciale EXF-2481
Lineage: Eukaryota; Fungi; Ascomycota; Dothideomycetes; Dothideales; Saccotheciaceae
Exons: 2
Coding region: 115-522 (135 amino acids)
Source: RefSeq, a predicted model, not a curated record
UGAAACUAUACAGAGAAGAUUAGCAUGGCCCCUGCACUAAGGAUGACACAUGCAGUAAGCACAACCACAACUUCCUCACAAUCACCAUGGUACUGACUGCCUAUCUAGAACAAGAUGACUUCGAAAUUUUUGUUUUAUUGUGCUAUUGAGAGCACGAGUCGAUGUAUAGUGUUCUUUUUUUUUCCCCUCAAACGCAACAUCCAGAAGUGGUGGUGGGAACAAAAUAUUGGGUGGCGGAGUAGACGCUUAGUGGCGAAUCCAACAAAUCUCGAACGCCGGAGACAGCUUGCAAGGCUCUUCCCCACGUCUGCGACAUCACUGAAAUUGCUUCGUAUCGACACGACUAUUGAUGAUGUUCAAUCUGCCUAUAACAGUGCAAAAAGAGAAUGUGGGAUGGUCUUGGCGAACUUUUAUGAUCACAAACACAAAAGUCGAAAGCGCGUCUCACCUUUCAAGCUUCUUUUCCACAAAUAUAUGUUGCUUGCCUUAACUACGAUCCUUUCGCUUUACACUACAUUUUGAAGAAGGAAUGGAGGCGAGGGCGGAGGCUUUGUAAAGUCCUGAGGCGCUUUUUUUCGAAAGACGA